AUGAGUUAUAUGAAUAACUUUCAAAGGGUUUUGUACGCGUCGAGAUUUAUGAGAGUAUUUGGAAAAUUCAAAAGAGCGCAAUUACGAGAAAAACCACAGAGAAAAAUCGGGCCAUUCAGCAACCCAGUAAAAAGGCUAGUAAGAUUAAAAGAAAAAGAAAGAUUAUUUUGUGAUAUUGGUAUGCCUCGUAUAAUUCCAAGGGCCAAGUCAGGAAAUAAAGAGAAAAUUUUAGAAGUAAUAAAAGCCCCAAAGGUAACAAAAGAAGUGUUAGAUAGAAGAUUAGAAUUUUUAUUAUCAAAUGAAAGUGUAUAUCAACAACUGUAUAAUAAGAUGUAUAAUGGAAUUACUCCUUAUCAAUGUGAAUUAUACAUGUGGGAAAGACAAAUGAGAGAUUUACGUAAAAUAUACAGAGCACAAUAUUUACAUAAAUUAAGUGAAGUUACAAAUGAAGAGAGAGAUAAACAGCUGAAAUUAUUGUUACAAACAAAAGAAGAUAAAAGAAAAAGAAGAGAAAAUAUUAGAAAUAGAAUAUUAGAAGAUAAAAAAAGAAGAGCUAUUUUAAAAGAUCGUUUAUCACUGGAAAAAAAAGUUACACAAUCUAUUCUAUUUAAAAGACAAUCUGAUAUUAAAAAAAAAAAUAUUUACUGGCUAGCUAAAUUGCAGAAAAAAAGUGUAUACUCAAAUGAAGAGGAUUUUAAAAAAAAAAUAGAGGAAAAUAACCCUCUUGAUGAUCAUUUAUUUAAUCGUAAUAUUUCUACAAGUAAUUUGUACAAGGAAUUAGGGUAUGAAGUAAGGGGCGAAAAAAGUGAUAAUACUAAAAUUUUUAAAGUAGACAAAGUUUACAGAAAAUUGGUGGAAGAUUCAUUUGAAUUCUUAGGAGAAGAUGAAGAACAGUUUGAAGAAAAUGUUCAGGAAGAUGGUGAAAAUAUAACACAAAAACAAAGGGCGCAUAUAUUAUAUUCCUCUUUUACGAAUGAGGAAAAAAUUAAGCUUCUUGAUGAUAAAAUAGCAAUACUUGGAAAAAAAAUUGAAGAAAAAUCAUUUGCAAAAGGGCUGGAAAAUAAUAACAUUAUGUUUUAUAUUCAGCUGAAGGAUAAAUUGGAAGCCUCAAAGCAGGCCUUUUUAGAGAAAAAACAUUUAGAAAAUAUUGGCAAGUCGGACUAA
This is a messenger RNA of Plasmodium malariae, 1164 nucleotides long. RefSeq names its product conserved Plasmodium protein, unknown function. NCBI's taxonomy places the organism in Eukaryota, Apicomplexa, Aconoidasida, Haemosporida, Plasmodiidae. Bases 1 to 1164 code for a protein of 387 amino acids. The transcript has a single exon. The record is from RefSeq and is a predicted model, not a curated record.